Orussus abietinus is the source of this 1988-nucleotide messenger RNA. It is a transcript of the gene nopo, whose product is annotated as E3 ubiquitin-protein ligase TRAIP. Bases 393 to 1697 code for a protein of 434 amino acids. NCBI's taxonomy places the organism in Eukaryota, Metazoa, Arthropoda, Insecta, Hymenoptera, Orussidae. The transcript is spliced from 7 exons. The record is from RefSeq and is a predicted model, not a curated record. Gene Ontology annotation, molecular function: zinc ion binding.
CGUAUCGGCAUGUCAUUUGCUUUCUACAUAAAAUGCUUCCUAUGGAUAAUUUGUGCCAUAUGAAAGACUAAAUACAGGUCGACGCGAGUUCGAAUAUUAAACGGUGUAUUUAGAGUUUUUUAUGUUACGGAAGACCACUGUCGUGACUUUGCAUCAUCUAACGUAAACUCCUUGAGUCGUAUCGAAAGAAAUUAGUACUUUCUGUUAUUGUACCUGAGUGAAAUCUGAAAUUAUAUAUCGAAAUGAAUAGAAUAAAUUGCCGUUGACUGCAAACUGAAGUAAAUUUUAUAAUUUCGCAAAUACAGACAUAUUUGCCCUCUUCUUACGAUCUCAGUUGCAAAUUGAUUAAUUACGAUUUUGAUAGCGAACCAUUAAUUCUCUCUGAAAAUAAAAUGAAUCUGAUUUGCGUUAUAUGCAGCGAGCUGCUUACGCCAUCGGAUGAAGCAUUUUCUACACCUUGUGGUCAUGUGUUUCAUCUUCCCUGUGUCACACAGUGGUUAGAAAGAUCCAAAACGUGUCCACAAUGCCGAGAAAGAGUAACGCAGAACAAGAUCCACCGACUGUACUUUAAUUUUUCUAACUCCGAGUCGAUUAAGGAGGAUCCUUAUUUGUUACAAGUAAGACUGGAUAAUCAAAAAUUACAAUUAUCGCUUAAGAAUGAAGACAUCAAGAUUUUGACACAAGAAAAGAAAACCUUUGAACGUCAAGCAGCUGGUCUUAGAGCUGAAGUCAAAGCGCUGCAAACUGAAAUCAACAAACUGACCAAUGCAAUUCAUGCCUUAAAAGAGCAAGUGAAAUACUUCAAAAAUCUAAGUACCGAAGCAGAUAAAGCCAAGCAAGAUGCAGCUCGAUUUAAGAAGAAGCUCGACGAGAUGAGGCAUCUACAGAUAAUGCUAAGCGCACCUCCAGAAGACGUGGAUGAAAUGAUUAAAACUACAAAGGAUCAUAAUACUUUGAUCACAUACAUUUCUGUAAUGAAGAGAGAACUGACUGCAGGAGUAAUUAAACGGAGAGAAUUACGUGAUAUGGUAAAAAAGCUUCAACAGGAUAUCACCAAGGUUUCCAUCGAACGUAAUUUCCUUUCCGAAGAACAUUCAAAGAGGACUAAAUUGGAAGAACAGCUAGCACUCCGUGAAAGUGAGAAUUUGGCUCUUAAAGCCAAAGUCAAAGAACUUCAAACAGAAAAUCAAUCCUGUAGCAGCGUACGAACUGCAUCAAGUACGGAACAGAGUGCAUUCCGAAUUCCACAGAGUUCCUUGGAACAAGAGGCGGAGUCACGUCGGAGGUCGAAGUCACCAAUUUUGACACAAAAUAAUGAAUCAUUAAGCAAUUCAUCGUGUGUCGAAAUCAAUGAAAACUUGCCAGUUCCGAUAUCAAAAAAGAUGCCUGAAAAAUCUUCUCAGGUUCAAGUUAAAACCCAAGGAAUUAUGGCAUUACAGGAAAGACAUAUAACUCGCCGAAUGGAUUUAUUAGCAAGGCUAAAACUCGCAGGACCUAAGAAUCCAAUUGACCGAACCAGUGUUCAGCGAAGCACGAUUCCUAAAGAUAUCGUUUACGAUGGUUUUGGAGGACACUCGAGAAUCGACAUUUUCCCCAGUUCCUCAAGAACAAAUAAUGAAGCGAAAAAAGUAAAAAGGCAGAAAACAAACCUAGAUGAUAAUAGAAAACUUAACGAAUUUGUGAUUAAUUUAACAUAAAAAGUUCCUCGAUCGUUCUUCAAGCCUGACCUAGAAAUUCUGGGUCUACCGAUGAAUGUGACAAAAGACUACAGUCGUGUCGCGACUAAUGCAAGCAUUUUGGAAAGUGGUACUUUACGAAUUAACUCUGCCUAAAGGAUAAACGAAACUUCUUACUUCACGCAGGCUUUUCUAUGCAUUUAUACAUAUCUAUUUCCACAAAAAAAAUUAAACAUAAUUUCUGAUGCGUGUAGAACAUGUACCUACCAAAACACAUUAAAUGUAAUAAAAUAAUAAAUUAUACUUUCUCUA